CUGUAACUUCCAAAUAUUCAUAAUUAUUUACUACAUUUGUCAAUAUUUGUGGUCAUACUGAUAAUAUUGCACCCUCUUUCGCGCCAAAAAUAGCUUAAACACCAACUUCCUGUUUGAGUAAUCCAUCACAGAGCGGUAUUUAUUUCACCUGACUAGUGGUUUCAAAUGGCCGCAGGAUUGAAAACGCCAACAUUUAAGUUGGUGCUGGUUGGAGAUGGAGGUGUAGGAAAAACAACAUUCGUAAAGAGACAUCUUACAGGAGAAUUUGAAAAGAAAUAUGUUGCUACUCUUGGAGUGGAAGUACAUCCUCUUCAAUUUUGUACGACCAGAGGAAAUAUCAUGUUCAAUGUGUGGGAUACAGCUGGACAGGAAAAAUUUGGAGGACUCCGAGAUGGCUACUACAUCCAAGGUCAGUGUGCAAUCAUUAUGUUCGAUGUGACCUCAAGAGUAACAUACAAGAAUGUGCCCAACUGGCAUCGAGAUUUGGUGCGCGUUUGUGAAAGUAUACCCAUUGUGCUUUGUGGGAACAAGGUGGACAUUAAGGACAGAAAAGUGAAAGCUAAAUCAAUCGUAUUCCACAGGAAGAAAAAUCUUCAGUACUAUGACAUCAGCGCUAAAAGUAAUUACAACUUUGAGAAACCCUUCCUGUGGUUGGGAAGAAAAUUAGUCGGAGACCCCAACCUCGAGUUUGCUGCAAUGCCUGCCCUCGCUCCCCCAGAAAUCAACAUGGAUCCUCAGCUGGCAAAACAAUGUGAACAUGAUUUAGAGGAAGCACAACAGGUAGCACUACCAGAUGAUGACGACUCCGAGUUAUAGGCAUACAGUGUGUUAAUGGUUCGAAGAGGAUGAACCUCCGCUAUUCUCUCUACAAAUAGAUAUUGAUUGUGGAAUGAGUCACAUAAGAAACUUGUGAUAAUACAUUAAGCCAUCAUUACCAGGGACAUUUCAAUGUUAGAGGGAAUUUUUGGCAAAGGUUUAUGCUCUUCGUAUGUGAAUGUUGCGAAAAGUUUAGUGGAAAUCUUGCGACUCAGGUCACCAAUGUUGUUUUUUCGAAAAACAUACCACUUUUCUACCUGUAAAUGAAGUCGUGAGCUUAUCACUAGUAAGAAAAAUUGCGAUCAUGGAUAGCCCAGCUAAUGACAUUGAAUGUCGCAAAAGCAAUCUCCCUCAUGGACACCUAUUUAUUGUUAUGAAUCUUUCUGAUUCCCUGUGAUGUUUGCCUAGGAUUUCAGAAAUGUUGUAACAGUCAAAUCAGAUGAAUUCAGUUUAAGUGAACUUUACAUCAGCGAUACUCGAGUUAGCAGCUGGCACAAGACAAAUUCGGAAUUUUGAUAGCGACAGAUUGAUUUCUGUAGUGAACUGACCCUGAACUGUAACAAUUCUCACUGGAGUGAAUAGACAAAUUGAAUCGGAAUUAAUAUACAAAGGGAAGACCAAAUAUUCUCUUUUGUUCGUUAUCACCUGUAUUGGUGUUCUACUGUGAUGUUGUUAAAUAGCUGUCUUGAUGUUUCUGCAAUUGAGGAUAAGGAAAAUGCAAUCAAAGUAAACAGAUAUUCAGCACAAUCCUUUUGGAAAUAACUAUCUAGAUAUUGUAUAUUCUCAUAAAGGAAUCUAGGUGUACAUGUAUCGUCCAUAUGGCCAAAAACAACUGCUUGCUGAAAAUAGUAAUUGAAGAUGUAUGCCUAUUGCCUGUGCGAGUUAUAAUAAUAUAUGGUGUUUUUUUUCUAUGACCAAGUAUUCGGUUGCAACAAUAUUGUUUGGAGUGGAUUAUUGUUGAAUAAAGUUUUAAUGAUUUGGCCUGAAUUUUUUUGUUUUGGGAAAUAUUUGAAAAUAGUUGAUAUUAAAAAGAGAUUAUAACUCUUAAGACUGCUGCUUGUGGUGAUUUUAUUUUAACAUCAGCCAUAUCAGAAUAUUCAUAAUAUCUGACAGAUGGAGAAUAUGGCUCAUAACUGUUGUAAAACUUUUCCAGUUUGAUGGCGAUUGUUUAAUAUUUAAACCUUUUUCCAGUGAUGUCGUGUGGAAUGUACUUGUAAUAUAUAAGCUAUUCAGUGAUAACAUAAUUUUGAAGACUAUCAAAAUGGAACAUCAAGUGUAAUGUUUAAAAAAGGAUUUUUUAUGAUCAUGUUUUUAAAUAUAUUGCUUCCGUCAUUUAAGUUACUUGCAUCAUUUAAGUUCUCGUGGAAAAGAUAUGUUAAUUUGAUAUUAUUAGAACAAAGUCGAAGACUAAAUGUCUGAAGAUCUAAUUAAUUUUUCAAGGCAAUGUAUAAGCAUUGUUUUUCACGGUAAACCAAUUGUACUAUAGAUCACAAUGUAAAGUAUGAUUUGUGAUACAUGUUUUGUUUGACAGAUGCAGACCUAUUGUCAAUAAAAAAACAAAAUUCUUUAAAA
Molecule: messenger RNA, 2388 nt
Organism: Pecten maximus
Lineage: Eukaryota; Metazoa; Mollusca; Bivalvia; Pectinida; Pectinidae
Product: GTP-binding nuclear protein Ran
Exons: 7
Coding region: 166-816 (216 amino acids)
Biological process (GO): protein import into nucleus; ribosomal subunit export from nucleus
Cellular component (GO): cytoplasm; nucleus
Molecular function (GO): GTP binding; GTPase activity
Source: RefSeq, a predicted model, not a curated record